Molecule: messenger RNA, 3507 nt
Organism: Symphalangus syndactylus (siamang)
Lineage: Eukaryota; Metazoa; Chordata; Mammalia; Primates; Hylobatidae
Gene: AIF1L
Product: allograft inflammatory factor 1 like
Biological process (GO): actin filament bundle assembly; ruffle assembly
Cellular component (GO): actin filament; ruffle membrane
Molecular function (GO): actin filament binding; calcium ion binding
Source: RefSeq, a predicted model, not a curated record
CGGAGGGAGGGGUGUGUCGGCCGCCCGCGCCGUCCCUCCGCCCCUCGGUCCCGCGGCCACACGCAGCCAGCCGGAGCUCGGACCAGGCGCCUGUGCCUCCUCCUCGUCCCUCGCCGCGUCCGCGAAGCCUGGAGCCGGCGGGAGCCCCGCGCUCGCUAUGUCGGGCGCGCUUAGCAACAGGUUUCAAGGAGGGAAGGCGUUCGGCUUGCUCAAAGCCCGGCAGGAGAGGAGGCUGGCCGAGAUCAACCGGUACUGUGCAGGGAGGGAGCCCCAGCUACGGAGGAUUUCAUAUUCCCAGCACAGCCACUUGCUGGCUCUGCUGUUUUGGGAGUUUCUCUGUGACCAGAAGUAUAGUGAUGAAGAGAACCUUCCAGAAAAGCUCACAGCCUUCAAAGAGAAGUACAUGGAGUUUGACCUGAACAAUGAAGGCGAGAUUGACCUGAUGUCUUUAAAGAGGAUGAUGGAGAAGCUUGGUGUCCCCAAGACCCACCUGGAGAUGAAGAAGAUGAUCUCGGAGGUGACAGGAGGGGUCAGUGACACCAUAUCCUACCGAGACUUUGUGAACAUGAUGCUGGGGAAACGGUCGGCUGUCCUCAAGCUAGUCAUGAUGUUUGAAGGAAAAGCCAACGAGAGCAGCCCCAAGCCAGCUGGCCCCCCUCCAGAGAGAGACAUUGCUAGCCUGCCCUGAGGAUCCCACCCGGACUCCCCAGCCUUCCCACCCCACACCUCCCUCCUGAUCUUGCUGCCCUUCUUGACACACUGUGAUCUCACUCUCUCUCAUUUGUUUGGUCAUUGAGGGUUUGUUUGUGUUUUCAUCAAUGUCUUUGUAAAGCACAAAUUAUCUGCCUUAAAGGGGCUCUGGGUUGGGGAAUCCUGAGCCUUGGGUCCCCUCCCUCUCUUCUUCCCUCCUUCCCCGCUCCCUGUGCAGAAGGGCUGACAUCAAACCAAAAACUAGAGGGGGCAGCGCCAGGGCAGGGAGGCUUCCAGCCUGUGUUCCCCACACUUGGAACCAGCACUCUCCAUCCUUCCAGAAAGUCUCCAAACCAAGUUCAGGCUCACUGACCUGGCUCUGAUGAGGACCCCAGGCCACUUUGAGAAGACCUUGGAGUAGGGCCAAGGCUGCAGGGCCUCUUUCAGGUUUCCUUGGACAGUGCCAUGGUUCCAGUGCUCUGGUGUCACCCAGGACACAGCCACUCAGGGCUCCGCUGUCCCAGCUGAUCCCCACUCAUUCCACACCUCUUCUCAUCCUCAGCGAUGUGAAGGUGGGAAGGAAAGGAGCUUGGCAAUGUGAGCCCUUCAAGAAGGUACCAGAAGGAACCCUCCGGUCUUGCUCUCUGGCCACACCUUUGCAGGCAGCUGAGAGGCAGCGUGCAGCCCUACUGUCCCUUACUGGGGCAGCAAAGGGCUUCGGAGGUAGAAGUGAGGCCUGGGGUUUUGGGAGGAAAGGUCAGCUCAGUGCUGUUCCACCUUUUAGGGAGGAUACUGAAGGGACCAGGAUGGGAGAAUGAGGAGUAAAAUGCUCACGGCAAAGUCAGCAGCACUGGUAAGCCAAGACUGAGAAAUACAAUGUUGCUCAUUUGACCCCAAUCUGCUUGAAACCUGACUCUACUUCCCUCAUUUGUCUUCCUACCCUACUCACAUAAUUCAUUCAUUUACUCACUCAUUCACCAGAUAUUUAUUGACCUCCUAUUAUAAGCUUUACGUCCUCCCAUGUUGUCCUGGCAUGUGCAGUAUACACGGUCUAACUCACCUCUCCCCAGAUCUCUCAGAACCUUGAGCUUGGGAAUUGGACUGGGGUCACCUGUGUCCUUUCUUAUGGACUCACAGGAUUUUAGAGCCCUAAUGCACCCUGGAGGGUAGCUGGGCCAGUCUUCUUACAUCACAGGUGAGGAGACUGGUGCCCCACAGGGAUUAAGUGCCUUGCCCAAGGUCAGGCUUAUCUCCAGAGGGAGGUGCCCUGGACUGGGGCCCAGAUGUUCAGGGACCCUGCCUACACCUCGUCUCCAGUGUGGGCUGCCUUAGUUAGUUAUGAGAACAGGGAAGGGCUGGGAAGGGGCAACCUCCUAGGUCAACACGUGGAGAGGGUUUCACUUGCUCUGAAGACCCUGGUCCAGGAUUCGCCCUCCCCCAUGCCUUCAAGUCAGCAUCAGGCUUAGGGCAAAGACCAGGCCUCUGAAGCUGCCUCUUGUAAUUCAAGCAGGAAGAUGUCAAAGUCAGCCCAUCUUGGCUGAUCAGGGUGUUCAGCCUUGACCCCACCUGUGUUCUGAAGUCUCUUACCCUACCUGCUCAGGACUUAGACAGUUAUUCACUGAACAUACUUAUUAAGCACUUGCUGUAGGCCAACAGUUAAGAAUCCAAUAAUGAAACAGACAGAUUCAUGGAACUUAGAGUCCAAUAGGAAAGUGAGACCCAGACAAUGACAAUGAGAUAAAUGUUAGGAAGGGGGAGGUAUGGGGUGACUUCCCUGCAGUCCUGGGGGGCCUAGCUGGGCCCAAGACUGGGUGAGAGUCUUGUCAGAGCCUUUGCAACACAUUAAGUGGACAGGACUGUGAGGUCCUGGUGGUUGGAGCCAAUGUGGGUUCCCUGAAGCUCCUUAGUCAUCUCUGAUAGCAGAUUGAGGGAGGAAAGCAGGUAAGGCAUGAGGAAAUGGCCAGGCUGGGUUAACCCACUGGUUUCAACCAGUUCAGGAAUGAGGUUAUUUGGCCAUGACUGGCUGAUCUUGAGCUCAAGGAUCUGCUUCAAAUGCACACAGGCCUAGUUGAAGUUUAAACCCCAGCAAAACAUUCCUCCCUGUAAAUGGAAAAUCCUACUGCUACCUCCUCCCCUGCCCCGUUUUUUGUUUAUUUUCCCCAAGAUCAUUAGAUGUCCUCACCCCUCCUCACUGCCUCUCCUCUCUGGGACAGGCUGGGACCUUUGAGGAAGAUAAAGCCUUCCUUGACUACCCAUCCUAUUCCGUGUCCCUGUUCCUCACUCAGAGAGGAAAGCAGAACCAAUCAGCCUUAUUUCAGUAAGUUCCACAGUUCUACAAGACUGCAGGAAGUCUCCUUAAGGGAGGAGAGCAAGCAGGUGUGGCCCCAGCUGCUGGAAAUGGUGGAAGAGAGGGUUUUCUCAUUGAAUGGGGGUGGGGGCUCGUGUGUCCUGGGAAACCCCAUGAGUCCCUUCAUUUCUUGGGACUCAACUCCUGGGAGGAGAGGGUCUCAAGAGUGGUCCCUAGAAGGAGGGCGGGGGCAGUCUGCAUGUAUUUCAGGUUGUGGCUCUUGGUUCUAGGACUCUUACUUCUCUGGCUCAGGGCUCAGCUUCUUGGGACUUCAACUAUCUUCUUUCUGAAAGACCAAAUCUAAUGUAACCAGUAACGUGAGGACUGCCAAGUAUGGCUUUGUCCCUAUGACUCAGAGGAGGGUGUGUCGGGCAAAUUCAGAUGGAUGAAGUAUGUGUGUGCGUGUGCAUGGGAGUGUGCGUGGAUUGGGAUAUCAUCUCUACAGACUGCAAAUAAACCAGACAAACUUA